This is a messenger RNA of Pectinophora gossypiella (pink bollworm), 758 nucleotides long. RefSeq lists its product as uncharacterized. The record is from RefSeq and is a predicted model, not a curated record. The coding region runs from base 71 to 544 and encodes 157 amino acids. NCBI's taxonomy places the organism in Eukaryota, Metazoa, Arthropoda, Insecta, Lepidoptera, Gelechiidae. The transcript is spliced from 3 exons.
UUUUUUACAUUUUAUAUUUAUACAAGUUUUAUUCGUUUGUUAUAUACUAUUGUAAUUGUUAUUAACGGCAAUGGCAGACGACGAGCGUUUUCAUCAUUUAAUUUCAGCAAGAGGAUACGUAAAGGGCACGUUGACACGGAUUUUUAAUUUUGUGGCUAGUGAACAAUUCAACAAGGCGACUAUGGACACCUUAAACAUUCGCAAGUCGCGGCUCGAGACUUCGUUCAAGGAGUACGAGCAGUUUAAUGUGGAAAUAAUACAACAUAGUGAUGACGACAAGGAGGAUGUGGAGUCCAUGGAGGACAAGUAUUACUCGGCCCUUAGUUCCCUGAGCAGCCAACUGUCUUUGCUCUCUGGUACGGCUAUGCGUACCGAGAAGCCUAACACGCCGUCAACGUCGUCUGUCACGGCUGCCAAGCUCAAUCUGCCUCAAAUACAAAUUAAACCUUUCACUGAUACCUACACGGCACGAGCAUAUCAGAUGGAACGAGACCUGAAGGCUGACCCGUCCCUCAAGGAGUUCCUUGAGUACCUAGAACGAUGAGCCAUGGCUCUGGAAACUGCAGACCAGGGUAUGGUAAGGAAGAAACUGGCUGUCAACAUCGCAACCGACUCAGGAGCCUCCGGAUGUCUGAAAUGUGAUACUGCCAUCCACGGAGCCAGAGCGCCUCUCAUCGCAGAAUGAGCUGCCCACACCGCGCUUCAUAAACACCGAGUUCGGCUAUGUAGUGGGAGGUAGUAUUGCAGACCAGCAUGCG